This is a messenger RNA of Mucor velutinosus, 1305 nucleotides long. RefSeq lists its product as uncharacterized. Gene Ontology annotation, biological process: protein O-linked glycosylation via mannose. The record is from RefSeq and is a predicted model, not a curated record. NCBI's taxonomy places the organism in Eukaryota, Fungi, Mucoromycota, Mucoromycetes, Mucorales, Mucoraceae. Bases 1 to 1305 code for a protein of 434 amino acids. Gene Ontology annotation, molecular function: xylosyltransferase activity; glucuronosyltransferase activity. The transcript is spliced from 3 exons.
AUGAAGGAAUCAUUCACAGUGUCAAAGAUAUUACGGCUACUCUUGAGUUUCUACUUGGCUGGAUCACUCUUUUAUGCUACAAUACACUUGCUUGGCUUCGGCUGGAUUCAAGACGCAUCUUCGCUUUCAUCAUCCGGUUCUUCUCUAUCAGCAUCAGCAACAGCUGGUGGACGCAGACAAGACCUUGUCAGCGUCAAUCAGCUUCAGAAAAAAUACCACUCCUUACAGACAGUAACAUGGACAAAUGCCGAAGGUGGACAGAAUCAGUCAAUUCCCGAGGAUUUGGUGUUGAGCAAGGUGUUCUCGGAUGCUAUGGGUCCAUCCAAAGUAAUCCCCUACUAUUUCAAAGCAUCAGAGCGUUUUGACCAGGAAGACGUAACCAUCUCCACCUUGGUUACUCACAAUCGAUUCCCCGUCCUCAGCAGAUUGGCAACACGUUAUAAGGGCCCUAUUUCAGUCGCUAUUCAUGUCAAUGAUGACAACACUAAGGAUGUUAUUUUACGUGAUCUGCAUGCCAUGUACAAUGACAAUCCUGAUAUGGGGAGAUAUGUGGACAUCCAUUUGGUAGUAGACAAGUUUGAUCGUCAGUUCAAUAUGUGGAGAAAUGUUGCCAAAUUCUUUGUCAGAACAGAUUAUCUUAUGAUGCUCGAUGUGGAUUUCCAUUUAUGUACUGAUUUCAGAGAAUCUCUGCGCAAAAAUGACGAUUUGAUGGAAAAAUUGCGUAGCGGCAAGGCUGCAAUUGUUGUGCCUGCAUUCGAGUACAUUCUGGAAGAAGACGGAGAGGAUUGGCGAUUGUUUCCCAAGGACAAGGAGGCAUUGAUGAACAUUGUUCUCACUGAGAAGAUCGACAUGUUCCAUUUGGGCUGGACCAGAGGACAUGGCUCAACGGACUACAAAAAGUGGUACAAAUCAUCAACUCACUAUAAAGUCACUGAUUACAACUACUCCUACGAGCCCUAUGUCAUUUUCAAAAAGGAAGGCUCGCCCUGGUGUGAUGAGCGUUUCGUAGGAUAUGGUGCUAAUAAGGCUGCUUGCCUGUACGAAAUUUAUUUGGCAGGCAUUGAUUAUUGGGUUCUUCCAAACGAUUUCUUGAUUCACCAAACUCACCACUAUCCUGAGGAUACAAGAGCAAAAGAGCGUAAAUACAACAAGAAGCUCUAUGACUAUUUUAGAGAAGAAGUCUGUCUUCGCUAUUCUCGACUCAUGAUCUCUGCAGGAUUGUGGGACACUGAAAUUGCUGAUAAUUUGAAGAGAGAGUGUGCCAAAAUCAAGGGCUUCCGUGAAGUUGUCUCUCGUGUUCAAUAG